AUGGCAAGCUCCACCUCCCUCCUUCCCCUUCUCGUCUCCGCCCCUGCCUGUCGCCACCGCUUCCACACGUCCACGUCUGCAUCCCCCCGCCACCUGCGCCCCUCCCAUGCUCCUCGCCUCCUCCGCGCUGCCCGGCGUCGACACUCCGACGCCGUCGUUGUCGUCCCAGAUGCCCGCCCCUGGGUCGGCGAUCUCUCGGGCGCCGCCGCGUCCUACCGGGACGGAAGCGAGGAGGACGAAGACGACGCAGAUGAAGAGGAGGACGAAGACGAGGACCGCAGCCUGGACCUACUGGCCCGGUUCCUGCACUCCGUGUUCAGGAAGGCCUCCCGCCGCGCGCGCCGCGCUGCCAGUUCAUCAGGUAAGGUACCAGAGGGUCGUCUUCUACUGUUGUACAGUACGACGCCGCGGCACCGUCGCGCCACCACCCGACACCGGACUGGAGAAGCAGAGGAGCAGUUUCGCCGGCUCACGCGCGCCGCAGUACUAGAGGAGCAGCUUCGCCGGCGCAGGCCACUCGCCCAGGACGCGUCCCGAGGGGCGCCGCUCGUCGUAGCCACUCCGGCUCGGCCGGAUCUGGGUGGCCGCCUAGCUAUCGGCCUCCACCGUGGGCGCGGCACUCCACGGUCGCCGGCCAGCCCCCAGCCGCCGCAACGCAGCCACGCAGGCUGCCGCUGGGAGCAAGCUGCGGGCGCGGGCGCCGCCGCCACGCAGGACGCCGCUGGCGAGCAGGCCGCAGGUGCGGGCCACGCUGCCCUGCAGGACGCGGGCGAGGGCGCCGCCGCCGCGCCGCCCGCCGCUGGCACCACGCCAAGCUCCCCACAUCCCCUUUCCCCUCCUCUCCACAUCCCCUGCUCAUCGCGCCGGUGGCCUACUUGUGGUGGCGCCGGUGGUCUGAGCAGCUGUGCCGGCGGUCGAUGUAGAUAUCCUCAGUGCUCGACAUCGUGCCCGCGGCCAGUAUUGAGGGUGUCGCUCGCGGACGCCGAUGCGUCGCGGGUGGCACCGUGGACGCCGGGGCUUGGUUUGGACGGGAACAAGGUCAAGCCUUGGGCUGGUGUGGCUGUGGCGCAUGGCCAUGACGUGGGUGACGGACACAUCAGUGGCGACUGGGGCGAUGUGAAGAGUUCGCCGGCAAAGGUGCCUACUCAUGGUGGCACAGCGGAGGUGCUCAAUGAAAUGGCAAUGGGGGUGAGGAACAAGAAGCAGUGGUGGUAA
Molecule: messenger RNA, 1215 nt
Organism: Miscanthus lutarioriparius
Lineage: Eukaryota; Viridiplantae; Streptophyta; Magnoliopsida; Poales; Poaceae
Source: the annotation of a GenBank genome assembly